AUGGAUGGAGUCCGAGAUAAGAUGAAGGGUUUAAUGAACAAAAUCAACAAUCCGUUCUCGAAUUCACCGUCGGCCAAAUUCAAGGGCCAAGGCAGAGUGUUGGGUUCCUCGUCGUCUUCUUCAGCCACUCAGUACCACCACCCAUUAUCAUCGCCGUCGUCCAUGGUUAACCACAAACCUUUUGCCGGCAAGCCUCCGGCGCCGAAGGUUAGCGAUAAUAUCGCUCCUCAGCAGAAAUUGCAAUUCAGGAACCCCGAGAAGCCAGCAAACUCGGAAAAAUUCGCUCCUCAGCAGAAAUCGCAAUUCAGGAACCCCGAGAAGCCAGCAAACUGGGAAAAACGCGACAUGUCUGAAAAUGGGUUCGAUCCCUUCAGUCCACUGAUUACGUCCAGUAGGAGGAACCCUAAUGGGUAUUCUCUGCAAGUGUUUGAGUGUCCAGUCUGUGGUAAGGCGUACACAUCUGAGAAGCAAAUUUAUCUCCAUAUUGACUCUUGUUUGAACGCAGCGGAUUUUGGAAACGAGUUUGACACUAAAGAAUCGGAAGAGAUUAUGAGUCAACUGGAGACCAGUGUCGGUUCUUAUGUGUCAGGGAAGCCGAGUGAUGGUUCGAAGGAGAUUAUGUUGAUACUUUUGAAGAAUGUGGUGAAAGACCCUGCAAAUGCAAAGUUCAGGAAGAUAAGAAUUGGGAAUCCAAAGAUAAAGGAGGCAGUUGGGGAUGUUCCUGGGGGGAUAGAGUUACUAUUGUGCGUGGGGUUCGAUCUUAUAGAGGAAAAUGGGGAAAUGUGGCUCGUUAUGGAUGAUCCUUGUUCAGAGAGACUUAGGUUGGCUAAAGCUGUGAUAUCAUUGCUCGAGACGAAUAAGGUUAAGGAGUUGCCGCAGAUUGUUCCGGCUAAGAUUGAGGAAGAACCUGUUGAACCAAAGCAUGUUGACCGACAGAUUCGAGUUUUCUCUGCUGUUCAUGAGAGUGUUGCUGCAAAAAUUGAGCUGCCUGAUUCUUUCUAUGACUUUACGGCUGAAGAACUGAAAAGGGAAACCGAUGCAAGAAAGACGAACUUAGAAGAAUCUAAGCUUUUAUUUCCCAAGUCCUACAAAGAAAAGCAGGCAACAGCUGGAAAAAAGCUGUACAAGAAGACUGUCAUUAGAGUGCAGUUUCCUGAUGGAGUUGUACUUCAAGCUAUCUUUUCACCAUCUGAGUCUACUGGAGCUCUAUAUGAGUUUGUGAGCAAUGCACUGAAAGACUCAAGCACAGAGUUCAGUCUCCAACAUCCGGACUUAGUCGAGCGCCGAUUGAUCCCUCGUUUUCCAGCAAACACAGGAAAAGCACCAACACUUGAGGACGAGGAUUUGGUGCCAGCAGCCUUCGUUAAGUUCAGGCCAGUCGAGACAGAUGAAAUUGUUUUUACAGGACUACGUAAUGAACUAGUUGUAAUCAGUGAACCCCUCGUGUCGGGUUCGGCUGUUCCUUCAUCUUAA
This is a messenger RNA of Striga hermonthica, 1473 nucleotides long. Lineage: Eukaryota; Viridiplantae; Streptophyta; Magnoliopsida; Lamiales; Orobanchaceae. The record is from the annotation of a GenBank genome assembly.